Messenger RNA from Dicrocoelium dendriticum, 3501 nucleotides. The record is from the annotation of a GenBank genome assembly. Lineage: Eukaryota; Metazoa; Platyhelminthes; Trematoda; Plagiorchiida; Dicrocoeliidae.
AUGUUUCCAUAUGGAAGAGACACUGGCUAUCCCGAAUACCCACCGCAGCGGCCGGUUCCCGGAUUGUCGCAACAGGGCAACUGGAGUCGUGCACGCUACAUGCCACAAACAUUCCCACCACCAUACUUUCCCACUGCUCACGAGUAUGCUUACAUGCCUGUCCGUCACUCUGCCCUUUACGACUUCAAUUUCACCAGCGUUGCUCAAGACUUUUACGCCCCUCCAUUCAGACACCAUAGUGGACGGCCUUCAAGACAAGGCGCUGGUAUAGGAUUCCACAAUCCUCCGCAUGCUUUUCAACGUUUCGCUCAUCGUCCACAAAGCUCUCACUUUCAUCCUUAUCCUGGGUCUUUCAGCUCUGAAGCACCUCGGAGUGAUUCACUUCACGACCCCUCUUCCAACCGAACAGAUCGACCAUAUAGGAUUCAGAACAAAAAUAGAGGGAACCGUGCGAAUGCGCCAGGGGUUCAUCACACACCCUCGUUACCGCCACCUAGUCGUGAUGCUUCCCCAGAAGUAACCAUCGAGAAACCGCUUGAUUCUUCGAAUCUAGAGCCAGUGUCUGGACUGCAUUCCACAACCACCUCUACUCUCUCUUCCCAUUCCAUUGUUCACCAUAACCUAAGAGAAAAGCUCAUUGAUCACCUCCGAGCUGGUACCUAUCAAUGUCUGAUUUGCAUCUCUAAUGUACGGCAACGGGAUUCCGUUUGGUCUUGUACCACCUGCUACCAUAUUUAUCACCUACCUUGCAUCAAAUCCUGGGCUCAGAAGUGUACCUCAGACUCAUCAACCACAACCACGCACGCUACCUGGCGUUGUCCUUCAUGCCAAACCAAACAAUUAAGUACUGUGGCGGAAAUUAACUACGUUUGCUUCUGUCGCCGGAUCCGCGAUCCAGAAUAUCAUCCAGCUCGCACAAGCAUCCCCCAUGGUUGCGAUGAAGUGUGCGGAAAAAUUCGCACGAAAUCGGAAGUCUCUGAAGGGGGUGUGGAUCACAGUUAUGUAAAACAGACCUUCUGCACACACCCGUGCACCGAACUGUGCCAUCCUGGACCAUGUCCUCCUUGCACCGCCAGUGUUUCAAUGUCCUGUCCUUGUGGUCGAGUUCAGCGUGCAGCGUUAUGUGGUGACAAGCCGCCUGCACCUUGUGGACAGUUGUGUGGCCGUCAGCUGGGCAGCAUCGACAAACCGCUUGAGCGUUGUGCUUGUAAAAUACACACCUGUUUAUUUGCGUGUCACGAGGGCCUCUGCCCUCCGUGCAUUUGGAUCAUUGAAACAGGUUGUUAUUGUGGGAAGGAACACAACAGAUUUUCCUGUGGUGGUGAUGAUGCUCUAAAGCUCAAUCUAGCGCCUGAUACUUUGGAACAAAUUUACACCGCCAUGGCGAAAUUCCACUCUUCUACCGAUGAACGGUUACUUGUUACAAAAUUGGACAAGUCUCUCACGCUCUGUUCUACUAACAGUGAUUCGAUUCUUGAAGUAAACGAUUCACCUGCUAUGGCCGUCUCCACCCCCGCCCCAAAAACCCACGAAGCUCAAAGCACUUGUGAUGCAAUUGAAACCCAAACACCCCUCGCUCCGUUGCUUGAGCCGCCAGCGGUGUCUGUCGCGCCCUCUUUUUCUUGUGGUGGUAUUUGCGGACAGCCGCUGGCUUGUGGAAAUCACAGUUGCCCAGAUAUAUGUCAUACUGGAGAAUGUAAGCCGUGCGCACUGGAUCCCUCACGAUGUUUCACGUGUCCUUGUGGUCGUAUCCCACUGAGCAAGCUGGUCCUUUCGAAUGAUCCUGCUGGUGAUCGGCGGAAUUGUUCGGACCCUGUUCCUACCUGCCCAAACGAAUGUGCUCGACCUCACCCUCUAUGCGGACAUCCAUGCCCAAAGGUGUGUCACAGUGGCCCUUGCAACCCGUGUGAAUUAUCUAUAGUCCUCAAAUGUCGCUGUGGCCGCACCUCGAAGGAGUUGAAAUGUGUGCAGUUCGAGGAGCUGGCACAUUCAGAUGGUGUGGCGCAACUGCUUUGCGAACGAGUGUGCAAGAAGAAAAAGGUGUGCGGGCGUCAUAAAUGCAAGCUUAAGUGCUGUGAUCUCACCUCCCAUCCAUGCAACGAAGUUUGUGAGCGGCUCCUCACUUGCCGACGGCACGUUUGUGAAGAACCUUGUCACCCUGGUCCCUGUGGCUCGUGCUGGAGGGGAGUCAUAUAUACUGAGAUUUAUUGUCGCUGUGGUUCCGCGGUCCUGCACCCUCCUCAGCCGUGUGGAUCUUCGCCUCCCGAGUGUACGCAACCUUGUGACCGUCCCCACGAUUGUGCUCACCCGGUGCGCCACACCUGCCACAACGAGCCUACAUGCCCCCCUUGCGCAGUGUUGCUGACGAAAGAGUGUCCCGGCGGUCAUGGAGUUCAAUUCAGCGUCCCCUGUUUCCAACCUGUGCUUACUUGCGGUCGCGUGUGUGGUAAGCCACUACCUCAGUGUUCUCAUUUUUGUACGCGCCUUUGUCAUGUGGGUAGCUGUCUUACUGAGCCUGAUACCGACAAUGCGGAAUCUGCAACCUCUUUCAAGUGUUCCCAACCAUGCCAAAAACCGCGAUCAGAUUGUGGACAUGCUUGCAAUCUGCCUUGCCAUGAAGCAGAGGGGAAGACCUGCCUACAGGCCGCUUUAUCCACUAAGUUUACUCCCGGGAAGUCGCUCAAUGUCGCCGUUUCCUCGCUGUGGCCCCGUUGUCAGUACUCCUACACCGUUGUGUGCCCUUGUGGCAAUCGGAAAGCCAAACAGACGUGUCACCAGGUACAAUUGAAGCGCUGCAUAAUGGCUCAGCAGGAUGAGUCCUCUGUUCGACCUGAAAGUAUACUCAAUCCAAGUCUAUUUGAUAAGCGGGAGUCUGAACCUCUCAAACUACUAGCGUGCGACCACACUUGUACUGAGGUUGCCCAACAGGCACCCUCAACAUCCGGCCAACAGUAUCCAGGGACCGCUGGAUGGAAACGCGGUUUUGAUCAGGAAGCUGAGGCGACUAUUGGGGACAAGAAGGAUUCUUUUGAUCCUCCUGAAUAUUCUGACUUCCUGCGACAGUACGCUUUACACAAUUACGCCUUUGCCCUCAGUGUAGAGCGGCAGCUGUAUAACAUGGUGCUUCAGUUCUGGCAGCCUCUGAAGUCAUCCAAAGGUGAACCACUUCGUUCUUUGGAGCAUCAUUUCGCCGCCAUGGGCCCGAAACGUCGACGGUUUGUACGUGAAUUGUGUGAAUUCUACGGCAUAGAGGCAUACACCAUGGAUCCUGAGCCGAAGCGCCAUAUUAUGGUAUUGGCGAAACGCGGAAGUAUUCGUUUACCUGGAGAUACCACAGAUCAUCGCUACAGUCUGACUAACUGUCUGAAACGCGAUUUUCCCGGCACUAUACGUCUUCGUGAAGGUGUCACCAUUCCAAAGAAACCCGUGAAAAAAUAUGGACCGCCUCCAUUGUACACGGCACAGUCUACUUAUGCAAGCAUACUGGCGAAUAGGAAGUGA